Lagenorhynchus albirostris (white-beaked dolphin) is the source of this 754-nucleotide messenger RNA. Its product is annotated as large ribosomal subunit protein uL22-like. Gene Ontology annotation, biological process: cytoplasmic translation. The coding region runs from base 167 to 700 and encodes 177 amino acids. The transcript has 2 exons. NCBI's taxonomy places the organism in Eukaryota, Metazoa, Chordata, Mammalia, Artiodactyla, Delphinidae. The record is from RefSeq and is a predicted model, not a curated record. Gene Ontology annotation, molecular function: structural constituent of ribosome. Gene Ontology annotation, cellular component: ribosome; cytosolic large ribosomal subunit.
AAGCGGUGAAUCCUCUGGUUAUCGCUGCCAUCCUGGCCUUGGCGGUGCCGAUUCUGAGACCCUCGGGAGGAGGACUCUUGCGGCUACUGAUUUCUCCCUGGGAGCGGCAUUCUGUGCGGGGAGACGUGUCGGAGUCCCACGCUUGGUGUCCCUGUGCUCUCUAAAAAUGGUUCGCUAUUCACUUGACCCAGAAAACCCCACAAAAUCAUGCAAGUCGAGAGGUUCAAAUCUUCGUGUUCACUUUAAGAACACUCGUGAAACAGCCCAGGCCAUUAAGGGUAUGCAUAUCCGAAAAGCCACCAAGUAUGUGAAGGAUGUCACUUUAAAGAAGCAAUGUGUGCCAUUCCGUCGUUACAAUGGUGGAGUUGGUAGGUGUGCCCAGGCCAAACAGUGGGGCUGGACGCAGGGUCGGUGGCCCAAAAAGAGUGCUGAAUUUUUACUGCACAUGCUCAAAAAUGCAGAGAAUAAUGCUGAACUUAAGGGCUUAGAUGUAGAUUCUCUGGUCCUUGAGCAUAUCCAGGUGAACAAAGCCCCCAAGAUGUGGCGCAGGACUUAUAGAGCUCAUGGUCGGAUCAACCCAUACAUGAGCUCUCCCUGCCACAUUGAGAUGAUCCUUACUGAAAAAGAACAGACUGUUCCUAAACCAGAAGAGGAGGUUGCCCAGAAGAAAAAGAUAUCCCAGAAGAAAUUGAAGAAAUAAAAACUUAUGGCCUGGGAAUAAAUGCUGCAAAAAAUAAAUGCAAAUAAAAGUAAA